CCUUCCUUCUUCGAUUCUCGGCGCAAACUAGGGCUUUAGCCUUUGAAGAACUAUUAUUUUCAGAGAGGUUGGGGAAGACGAAGAAGCCAUGGAUGAAAGUUCGUAAUUCCAAAACCUAAUUUUGGAGGAACAAAUUCAAUGAUAUCGGACAACAAUGGUAGCGUUAUAUCAAACCCAUCUCCUGCCAACUCUGGCCAAAGCCUCACCUCUCUUAUCGCUCUUCGUCAAAAUCCCCCUGCCAUUGAUCUACCGCCGAUGUCGCAUCCGCCAUUUCUGUCCCGUUCUCUGCUACCACACUUCCUCGUUCGACAUUUCCCCCCGUCGCAGCUCGACGGAGAAAGCCAGCAGCUUCUGCACUCUGGCCUCGCCUCGCGAAGCGCCGCCGUCGCCGUUUUCGGACACUCCUCUUACGGCGAAAAUGAAGAGGAAGGCCUGGAGAGAAUCUCCGGAGGGAGUGCUCCGGCACAAGCUCGACAUGUGCUCGAAGCACGGCGAUGUCUCCGAAGCGCUUCGGCUCUACGACGAGGCUCGCAGCAUUGGAGUCCCUCUUAGCCAGCACCACUACAACGUCCUGCUCUAUCUUUGUUCUUCAGGGGAGUCCAAUGGCGGAGACGAGGAUGGUUUGAGUUUAGGCCUAAAGAGAGGUUUUGAGAUAUUUCAUCAAAUGGUGAUGGACAAGGUCGAGCCAAACGAGGCCACGUUCACGAGCGCCGCGAGGCUGGCCGCGAAGGUGGAAGACCCCGAGAAGGCCUUCGAAUUGGUGAAGCGGAUGAAGAGCUUUGGAAUUCCUCCGAAAUUGAGGUCCUAUGCGCCGGCAUUGUUUGGUUUCUGUAAGAAAGGGGAGGCCGAGAGAGCGUACGAAGUUGACGGUCAUAUGAUUGAAUCCAGUGUUGAGGCGGAAGAGCCCGAGCUCUCCGCAUUGCUGAAGCUCAGCGCGGAGGCGAAGAAGGGAGACAAGGUUUACGAGAUGCUGCACAGGUUGCGAGCCUCGGUGAGGCAGGUCUCGGAGUCGACUGUGGGGAUUGUCGAGGAGUGGUUCGGGUCCGAAGAGGCGGUGAGAGAGGGGAAGGAGUGUUGGAAUGUGAAGAAAGUGAGGGAAGGAGUUGUGAGUGGUGGUGGAGGGUGGCAUGGGCAAGGGUGGCUGGGGACUGGGAAGUGGAGGGUGGUAAGGACUCAGAUGGAUGAAAACGGGGUUUGUCAAUCUUGCAAUGAGAAGCUCGUGUGCAUCGAUAUCGAUCCGAAAGAGACGGAAAAUUUUGCAAGCUCAUUGGCUAGCUUGGCUUCCAAAAGAGAAGUUAGAGCUGAUUUUGUUCGAUUCCAGGAGUGGCUCCAGUGCCAUGGUCCGUUUGAUGCAGUCAUAGAUGGUGCCAACGUGGGUCUGGUAAAUCAACAUCAUUUCAACUUCUUCCAGCUUAAAUCUGUUUUGAAUCAACUGCGUGAAAUGAGUCCAUCAAAGAGAUUGCCACUUGUUAUAUUGCACAAAAAUCGUGUAACUGGUGGUCCUGCCCAGAAUCCGAAGAACAAGCAAUUGUUAGAGACUUGGAAAAAGGCUGGUGCAUUGUAUGCUACGCCUGGAGGUUCAAAUGAUGAUUGGUACUGGUUAUAUGCUGCUGUUAGUUGUAAUUGUCUACUAGUUACAAAUGAUGAAAUGAGGGACCACUUAUUCCAAUUGUUAGGUACUAGCUUUUUCCCAAGAUGGAAGGAAAAACAUCAGGUUCGGCUAUCGGUCUCAACGAAGGGGCCUAGCCUUCACAUGCCACCUCCUUAUUCAAUUGUAAUUCAGGAAUCCGAGGAUGGUCGCUGGCACGUACCAAUGGUCACAGGUGAUGAUCUUGAGGCCCCAAGGCAAUGGUUGUGUGCCACCAGAGACAGGAAUAGGAAAUAGAGAGAUUAUUAUAAUUCUUUGUGCUUUAAAUUAUUCUCAUUUUUUCCUUUGUUUUUUGGGGCAUUAUAAGGACGCUUGGCCUUAUGGGGCAUUGUUGUAAUAACCGAUUGAUUAUUGUGCCGAAUGAAAGAUAAGGAUAUAAUAAUGCGUCAACAAAAAUGUUUGUUUGAAGACAAUUUGGGUAACAAAUU
Morus notabilis is the source of this 2076-nucleotide messenger RNA. RefSeq names its product proteinaceous RNase P 1, chloroplastic/mitochondrial. The record is from RefSeq and is a predicted model, not a curated record. Gene Ontology annotation, molecular function: ribonuclease P activity; protein binding. The transcript has 6 exons. Gene Ontology annotation, biological process: tRNA 5'-leader removal. NCBI's taxonomy places the organism in Eukaryota, Viridiplantae, Streptophyta, Magnoliopsida, Rosales, Moraceae. Bases 155 to 1885 code for a protein of 576 amino acids.